Messenger RNA from Fragaria vesca subsp. vesca, 993 nucleotides. RefSeq names its product glutathione S-transferase T3-like. The record is from RefSeq and is a predicted model, not a curated record. The transcript is spliced from 2 exons. NCBI's taxonomy places the organism in Eukaryota, Viridiplantae, Streptophyta, Magnoliopsida, Rosales, Rosaceae. Bases 1 to 993 code for a protein of 330 amino acids.
AUGGGUUCUAAAAAUCAUGCAUAUUUUACCAAUCUCCUCACCACUCCAGUACUUGAUGACUCUUUGAUCGAAAACGAUGGCUUAAACAAUAAUAAUGGUUACAUGUCUUCUCAAGUACCUGCUAUGACAUCUGACAUACCUCCUCAAAAUCAACCAUCUAAAAAGAAAAGAGAACGAGCUUCUAACUACUCGGUUCAAGAAGACAAUCAACUUGUCGCCGCAUGGCUCAACGUUGGCUUAGAUCCAAUAAAAGGAAAUGAUAAAAAAAGUACAACAUAUUGGGAGCGAAUUGCAACAUACUAUCAUAAACACAAGGAUUUUGUAAGCGAUAGGGAUUCUGCUUCUCUACAACAUCGUUGGCAAAAUAUUCAAUAUGCUGUUAAUAAGUUUUGUGGAUGCUGGGAACAAAUUGAAAAUCGACCAAAGAGUGGUGAGAGUUAUGAAGAUAAGCUUCUACGUGCAAAAGAUAAGUACAAAAAUGAUGAACACGGGGCAUUUCAGCACGAACAUAACUGGAAUUCCUUGAGGUACACGCAAAAAUGGAUAUCCUUUAGUCACAAGAAAGCUGCAAAUGCUGAAGGUAAAAAGAGGAAGUCUCUAAAUCCUGAAGUUUGUGCGUCCCCAAUUGUUUUAGACGAAGGCAAUGCUGCAACUCCUGAACCUUCAAUCAUGGACCGGCCGAUAGGUCAAAAACAAGCGAAAGAAUUGCUGAAGAAAGAAAAGGUAAAAGAUAAUAUCACUUCACAGUUGGAACUAUUAAGGGAAAUGAAAUCAGAAGCUGAGCGUAAGAAAGAAGAGCGUUUCCAAUUGAGUGUUUAUCAGGAACAGAAGCUACUUAGCCUCAAGGAGAAAAAAGAACAAGCGAAACAACAACGAGAGGAUGAUAAGAUCAUGUUUACAAAUAUGGAUACCUUGAGUCCAAUGCAAGCAGCAUAUAUUAGAGAUCGGCAGGCAGAAAUCAUGGCAAAAAGAGGACUUCCAAGUUCCAACUGA